GGUUGUGGGGGAUGGACCAGGUGCGGCGGCCGCAGUGGAAGGAGCAGGCGCUUGAGCUCGAGCGACGGCGCUGGCGGAGACGCCGGCUGCUCCUCCCCUCCCCGCCGUACCCAUGGAGUAAGACUGCAGUGGAGUUGCACCUCAUCCCAGGGUUAGGUCCUCAAGUUAGUGCAUGAGGCAAAAAUCACGUAUUAAUCUCUGGAGAAGACACAUCCACAGUUAGCACUUUCUUCAGAUGCUGACGCUCGGUGAACAGUUGCCCUUGGUCACAAGAUUUAGAAGACACAGUGUCCAUCCUCCCAGACUGGAUCUCUUUUUCAUACGGAUCUUCUGUUCCUAUGUCUUUUUUAAAAAUAACUUUUUGGGAAACCUUUUGGAUUACAACUGUUCAUCCUCACCUAUGCAAAGAAAGGGAAGCUAUUGCUGGGAUUUUGAGGAGAUGGAGUCUUGCUCUGUCGCCAGGCUGGAGUGCAGUGAUGCGAUCUCGGCUCACUGAAACCUCCACCUCCUAGGUUCAAGCGAUUCUCCUGCCUCAGCCUCCCAAGUAGCUGGGACUACAGGUGCAUGCCACCACACCCAGCUAAUUUUUGUAUUUUUAGUAGAGAUGGGGUUCCACCAUGUUGGCCAGGAUGGUCUCGAUCUCCUGACCUCAUGAUCCGCCCGCUUCAGCCUCCCAAAGUGCUGGAAUUACAGGCAUGAGCCACUGCGCCCGGCCACCGCAGUCCGUUGCCACUGGGCAGUAUAGAUAUGUUGUCCAGCCUGCCAUCACUGGACUGUAGUUAAGGUGGAUGUCUUGUCUGGUCCGCUGCCACUGGGCUGUAUGUAAGGAGGUUCUUCUGUCCACCCCACCGCUACUGGAUUCUUUCCCCUGUAGCUUUUCCUAAAAGGAUUGUACACCUUAGAAGUGCUUAAGGAAGAGUGAUGAAGCUCUGAAUCGUGUCCUGCAGCAGAUUCGAGUGCCACCCAAGAUGAAGAGAGGGACAAGCUUGCAUAGUAAGCGGGGCAAGCCAGAGGCCCCAAAGGGAAGUCCCCAAAUCAACAGGAAGUCUGGUCAGGAGAUGACAGCUGUUAUGCAGUCAGGCCGACCCAGGUCUUCAUCCACAACUGAUGCCCCUACCAGCUCUGCUAUGAUGGAAAUAGCUUGUGCUGCUGCUGCUGCUGCUGCUGCAUGUCUGCCGGGAGAGGAGGGAACUGCGGAGCGGAUCGAACGGUUGGAAGUAAGCAGCCUUGCCCAAACCUCCAGUGCAGUGGCCUCCAGUACCGAUGGCAGCAUCCACACAGACUCUGUGGAUGGAACACCAGACCCUCAGCGCACAAAGGCUGCCAUUGCUCACCUGCAGCAGAAGAUCCUGAAGCUCACAGAACAAAUCAAGAUUGCACAAACAGCCCGGGACGACAACGUUGCUGAAUACUUGAAGCUUGCCAACAGUGCAGACAAACAGCAGGCUGCCCGCAUCAAGCAAGUCUUUGAGAAGAAGAACCAGAAAUCUGCCCAAACUAUCCUCCAGCUGCAAAAGAAACUUGAGCACUACCACAGGAAGCUCAGAGAGGUGGAGCAGAAUGGGAUCCCCCGGCAGCCAAAGGAUGUCUUCAGGGACAUGCACCAGGGUCUGAAGGAUGUGGGAGCAAAGGUGACUGGCUUCAGUGAAGGUGUGGUGGAUAGUGUCAAAGGUGGGUUUUCCAGCUUCUCCCAGGCCACCCAUUCAGCAGCAGGCGCUGUAGUCUCAAAGCCCAGAGAGAUUGCCUCACUCAUUCGGAACAAAUUUGGCAGUGCAGACAACAUCCCCAACCUGAAGGACUCUUUAGAGGAAGGGCAAGUGGAUGAUGCGGGGAAGGCUUUGGGAGUGAUUUCGAACUUUCAGUCUAGCCCAAAAUAUGGUAGUGAAGAAGAUUGUUCUAGUGCCACUUCAGGCUCAGUGGGAGCCAACAGCACCACAGGGGGCAUCGCUGUAGGAGCAUCCAGCUCCAAAACAAACACCCUGGACAUGCAGAGCUCAGGAUUUGAUGCACUACUACAUGAGAUCCAGGAGAUCCGGGAAACCCAGGCCAGACUAGAGGAAUCCUUUGAGACUCUCAAGGAACAUUAUCAGAGGGACUAUUCCUUAAUAAUGCAGACCUUACAGGAGGAGCGAUAUAGAUGUGAACGAUUAGAAGAACAGCUAAAUGACCUAACAGAGCUCCACCAGAAUGAAAUCUUGAACUUGAAGCAGGAACUGGCAAGCAUGGAAGAAAAAAUCGCAUAUCAGUCCUAUGAACGGGCCCGGGACAUCCAGGAGGCCCUGGAGGCAUGCCAGACACGCAUCUCCAAGAUGGAGCUACAGCAGCAGCAGCAGCAGGUGGUGCAGCUAGAAGGGCUGGAGAAUGCCACUGCCCGGAACCUUCUGGGCAAACUCAUCAACAUCCUCCUGGCUGUCAUGGCAGUCCUUUUGGUCUUUGUCUCCACUGUAGCCAACUGUGUGGUCCCCCUCAUGAAGACUCGCAACAGGACGUUCAGCACUUUAUUCCUUGUGGUUUUCAUUGCCUUUCUCUGGAAGCACUGGGACGCCCUCUUCAGCUAUGUGGAACGGUUCUUUUCAUCCCCUAGAUGAUGCUGGCACAGAAGGCAUUGUUCCCUACCCUCUGGCGAGUGCAUGCAGCAGAGAGUUAGACAGCAACUUACCUACUCUGAAGUUUUCUACAACAACAAAAGAGUUGAGUGAAUCUGUUUACAUUUAGAAUAAUGUUUUUUUCUUCAAGAGACGCAAUUGCAAUAGUAUUUUUUAGAUUUUAUCCAAGAAGUUUUUUGGGCGAAAAUCUUGGAUCAUUUUUAUGUAGCAUGAUUUUCCUUGGGAUGCAAAUCUUAAAACAGUCCUUUAAUAUGAACCAACAAUCUGGAGCACACCGAAGGGCAAUCUAAAUUGUGGCUUGAAGGACUGCACUAAAACCCACUAAAAAGAUGCGAAAACCUGAUUAGGGCAAACCAGUUAAACCUAACACCCUGCCUUGUCUGGGCUCAUCACCUCUCCCUAUCCCAGACUAACUUUACUGUGAAAUCCUACCACAUUUCCAUGUCUGAAUUUUUGGAUUCGGGGUGGAUUUUCAUUGUCCGUGGAAGAACACAUGGAUCUCUCUGGCUUUCUCACCCAAGUUGGCCACUUACGCUAACCCUGGAAGUAUGAUCACUUUUGAACCUGCCCCUUAACCUUGAUGAGGAUACAAAAGUGAAAGCAUCAUCCCCCAAAGGAUUACUGCACAGUCCUACUACAGUAUUUUUAAGUAGCCCUCUAAAUACUUAAUUUUAAGCAAAAUCCCUUGGCCGCACUUUUAAGGUUUUUUUUAUAUGUGUAUAGUUACCAACCUAAAAAUAAAAAAUCCGAACAGCAUACUUGAAGAAUGUAAUACUCAAACUCUCAGUGCUUCCUUAUGGUUUCUAAUAGGAUUUUUUAUUAUUGUUAUUAUUAUUAUUGGGUUUUUUUGGACAGGGUUGGGAGGGUCUUUUAUUUUUCCUUUGAAAUAAAGAAGUGAUGUUUUUAAAUGAAGAAA
Pongo pygmaeus (Bornean orangutan) is the source of this 3522-nucleotide messenger RNA. It is a transcript of the gene TMCC1, whose product is annotated as transmembrane and coiled-coil domain family 1. Gene Ontology annotation, cellular component: endomembrane system. The transcript is spliced from 10 exons. The record is from RefSeq and is a predicted model, not a curated record. Gene Ontology annotation, biological process: membrane fission; endosomal transport; endosome membrane tubulation. Lineage: Eukaryota; Metazoa; Chordata; Mammalia; Primates; Hominidae. The coding region runs from base 969 to 2588 and encodes 539 amino acids.